Molecule: messenger RNA, 14421 nt
Organism: Trichogramma pretiosum
Lineage: Eukaryota; Metazoa; Arthropoda; Insecta; Hymenoptera; Trichogrammatidae
Gene: para
Product: sodium channel protein para
Exons: 29
Coding region: 1722-8180 (2152 amino acids)
Biological process (GO): sodium ion transmembrane transport; neuronal action potential; membrane depolarization during action potential
Cellular component (GO): plasma membrane; voltage-gated sodium channel complex
Molecular function (GO): voltage-gated sodium channel activity; calcium ion binding
Source: RefSeq, a predicted model, not a curated record
GUCUCCCAAACGACGACGACGGCGACGACUACGAAGCAAAAACGUUUAUAUUAUUAUUAAAAAAAAUGAGGGAAAUGCGCUGGUGGUACGGAGCGUCGUCGUCUACUACCACUGCAUACUAGGCACAGCACGACUAGCACAGCAGAGAGUCGUCCGCUUUCGAUGUAGCCCGAGGGAGGGAGCGAGCAACAACCAAACUUAUACACAUAACCAGAGUAUAGAAUAUAUACAUACGUACGUGUGUGUGCUGCUGCACACGUUUGCUGUUGUACGCGUUAUAUAUAUAUAUAUAAAUUCACUGCAGUUGCAGCAGCUAUACGUAUAUGCUCAAUAUUUUUUUUCUCUCUCUCUUGCUCUAUACCAGCUACUGUACUCUGGCUGUACAGAAAACAGCAGAAGCAGUAUAGGACAGGGCGAAAUUUCAACCGCGAGAGAGAAAACAGCACCAAUCGCACAGAUUACCAGAAAAAAAAGAAUAAUAAUUUACUAAUCGUUAUAUUAUUGCAACAAAACAUCGUCGACGACGACUACUCGAGUGUUAUUAUAUAUUUGUGUCUGUGUGAGUGCGUCGAAGUGUUCGAUAAAUAAAUAGAAAAGAAGAAGAUAUCGUCGUUAUUUUGCAAGUGUGUCAAGUUCAUUUGUUCGUGUGCAUCGUUCUCGUGUGUUUUUUGAGUUGUGAGAGUGCGGAGAAAAAAAUUGCCGCUAUUCUAAUAACCGCUGCCAGCCGCUGCCACUUCUAUACCACUAUCUACUACUACUACUACUACUGUGCGUCGUUGUCUCUUUUUUCUCGAUUUAAAAAAUCUCUCUCUUUUACGAAUGCCUCAAGAUCUCUAAUCUUUCUCUAAUCUCUGUCGAAGAUAAUCAGUGCCUGCAUCCUCGCAUCGUUUCUUCUUUUUAUAUAAUAAAAAAAAUUAAAUAAUAGUAAUAAGAGAAGAGGAGAAGAAGAGGAAUUAAAAUAGUUUCAGCCUAUACAAAUAAAUUCGUGCCAGUGCAACAAGAGAAAAAAAAAACGACGCUCGAAGAAGCGGCGACACACACGCUCGCUCCGAAAUCGACGAUACAGCAGCGACAACAACAACAAUCGACAUACAAAACGGUUCUUUGACUGACUCGUGGAGCAUACUAUGAUAAUAACGAUAUCAGAUUGAUUGUAACCGUCGCUUCAUGCAUACCAGGUCGGUCAUGAAAAAGUUUGGUUCGAGCUGUACGACGGGCCCCACUGUACCAGGCACUGCCUCAGCGCUGUUGUAUUAUAACAAUAAUUCAUCAUCGUCCGGAGCAAGAGUAUCGUCGUCGUCCAUCAUCCUCAUCGAUCAGUCGCCGCCGCCGCCGACGCCGCUGUCAACGUCCGCGGCGACGACGUCAUUGUCAUCGUCGUCACCAUCGACUUCCUCGUUUAUUUACUCGACAACGGCCGCUGCUGCUGCGACGACGCAAGUUAUAACAGGGAAAAUUGCUACGUCGUCGUCGUCUUCUCGCUGCAGGAAGCGAAGUACAGGGCCCGCGGGCCGCAAGCAGAGGCACAAGUGCAGGACCCGCGUCAGGAGGAGCAGUACAGCAGCAGCAGCAGCAGCAGGAAACCGCGAGCUUGUUGAGCUGCGGCUACUCACCGGACUCUCAUCCCCGAGGAGCAGUAGCACAUCGACGAGGCGUUCAAGAAACUGUUAGCACCAAUAGGCAAGCGCAAGAAGGUUGCUUAAUUGUGUGCAGCCUAGACAAUGUCCCAAGUUUCUUCUUCUAUAACAGAGGAAGAACGAAGUUUGUUCCGUCCGUUCACGCGGGAAUCACUAGCAGCAAUCGAGACUCGCAUCGCCGAGGAACUUGCCAAACUCAAAGAACUUGAGAAAAAAAGAGCCGAGGGCGAGCAAAUUUAUGGACGGAAGAAAAAGAAAAAAGAAAUACGUUACGAUGACGAAGACGAGGAUGAAGGCCCACAACCCGAUCCGAUGUUCGAGCAGGGAGGUCCGCUCCCGGUCCGAAUGCACAACGAUUUUCCCACCGAGUUGGCCUCCGUCCCUCUUGAAGAUAUUGACUCUUUUUAUCACAAUCAAAGGACCUUCGUGGUCGUCAGUAAAGGCAAGGACAUAUUCAGGUUCUCCGCCACUGAUGCCCUCUACAUACUCGACCCAUUCAAUCCGAUCAGACGAACGGCCAUUUACAUAUUGGUCCAUCCCCUAUUCUCUCUCUUCAUUAUCACCACGAUUCUGGGCAACUGCGUGCUUAUGAUCAUGCCGACGACGCCCACGAUCGAGUCGACCGAAGUCAUCUUCACGGGCAUUUACACAUUCGAGUCGGCCGUCAAGGUGAUGGCAAGAGGCUUCAUCCUCCAGCCGUUCACCUAUCUCCGUGACGCAUGGAAUUGGCUCGACUUCGUAGUUAUAGCUUUAGCUUAUGUGACGAUGGGAAUAGAUCUAGGCAACCUUGCAGCUCUCAGGACAUUUCGAGUCCUCCGAGCCUUGAAGACUGUCGCUAUUGUACCAGGUCUCAAAACCAUCGUCGGAGCUGUGAUAGAGUCAGUGAAGAAUCUGCGCGAUGUGAUAAUCUUAACGAUGUUCUCCCUGUCCGUCUUUGCGCUGAUGGGCCUUCAAAUUUACAUGGGGGUCCUCACGCAGAAGUGUAUAAAGAAUUUUCCCGAGGACGGCUCCUGGGGCAAUCUCACAGCCGAGAACUGGGAGAGAUUCGUCAGCAACGACACGAAUUGGUACGGGAUGGAUGAAGCGGGCAACUAUCCUCUCUGUGGUAAUUCAUCUGGAGCAGGGCAAUGUCCACCAGGCUACACGUGUCUGCAGGGCUACGGCGACAAUCCCAAUUACGGCUACACGAGCUUCGACACGUUCGGCUGGGCCCUGCUCUCGGCCUUCCGUCUCAUGACCCAGGACUACUGGGAGAAUCUCUACCAGCUGGUGCUCCGGUCCGCGGGGCCCUGGCACAUGCUCUUCUUCAUCGUCAUCAUCUUCCUCGGCUCGUUCUAUCUCGUGAACUUGAUCCUCGCCAUUGUCGCGAUGUCCUACGACGAGCUGCAGAAGAAAGCCGAGGAGGAGGAAGCAGCUGAGGAGGCGGCCAUACGAGAGGCCGAAGAGGCGGCGAUAGCCCGCGAGAACAAGCUGCAGGCUCACGCCGAGGCCCGAGAAGCCGCUGCAGCCGCGGCGGCGGCUCAGGCCCUCGUGAAGUCGCCGUCGGACUUCUCGUGCCACAGCUACGAGCUGUUCGUGGGCCAGGAGAAGGGCAACGACGACAACAACAAGGAGCGCAUGAGCAUCAGGUCGGUCGAGUCGAUGAGCGAGCAGAGGAUCAAGAUGAGCGGCAACAACAAUCACACGGUCACGGCCGCGGCGACCACCAAAGUGCGCAGAGUCAGCGCGCACUGCUCGCAAGCCAGCCUCAGUCUACCUGGCUCCCCGUUCAAUCUUCGACGCUCGAGUCGCGGCAGCCACCAGUACACCAUACGCAACGGUCGUGGCCGUCUAGUCGGUGCGCCCGGGGGCGAUCGCAAACCUCUGGUGCUCUCCACCUACCUCGACGCCCAGGAGCAUCUGCCCUACGCGGACGACUCCAACGCCGUCACACCCAUGUCCGAGGAGAACGGCGCCAUCAUCGUGCCGGUCUACUACACGAAUCUGGGCUCGCGACACUCGUCCUACACGUCGCACGCCUCGAGGCUGUCGUACACGUCGCACGGCGAUCUGCUGGGCGGCAUGACCAAGGAGAGCAAGCUCCGAAGCAGAUCCACGAGGCCGCCCUCGGUCAACGGACACGCGGCGGCUGCAGCGACCGCCACGGCAGCUAUUGGUGUGGCCGCCGCCGAGGCUAUGCCCAAACAUCAUGCUUACGAAGGCGAUACCGACGAAUCUGUGGGCAAAGUCAAGACACAUCAAGACAAUCCUUUUAUAGAACCCUCGCAACAGCACGCCGUAGUCGACAUGAAAGAUGUAAUGGUGCUAAACGAUAUCAUCGAACAAGCCGCUGGUCGGCAAAGUCGCACAUCUGAUCAAGGAGUAUCGAUCUAUUACUUUUCAACAGACGACGACGAGGAGGGCCCGACGUUCAAGGAGAAGGCUCUGGCCCUGUUUCUGCGCUGCAUCGACAUAUUCUGCGUCUGGGACUGCUGCUGGGUCUGGCUCAAGUUCCAGGAGUGGGUGGCCUUCAUCGUGUUCGAUCCGUUUGUCGAGCUCUUCAUUACCCUCUGCAUCGUCGUCAACACCCUGUUCAUGGCGCUCGAUCACCAUGACAUGGACCGCGAGAUGGAGAGGGUGCUCAAGUCCGGAAACUACUUUUUCACGGCGACUUUCGGCAUCGAAGCGAGCUUCAAGCUCAUCGCCAUGAGCCCCAAGUAUUACUUUCAAGAGGGCUGGAACAUAUUCGAUUUCAUCAUUGUGGCACUGUCGCUGCUCGAGCUCGGCCUCGAGGGCGUUCAAGGUCUCUCGGUCUUGCGCUCCUUCCGUUUACUUCGAGUCUUCAAACUGGCCAAGUCGUGGCCGACGCUGAAUCUACUGAUCUCCAUCAUGGGCAGAACAGUUGGCGCCCUCGGUAACUUGACCUUCGUGUUGUGCAUCAUCAUCUUCAUCUUCGCCGUGAUGGGCAUGCAACUGUUCGGCAAGAAUUACACGGACAACGUGGAUCGGUUUCCGGGCGGCGAGUUACCCCGGUGGAAUUUCACGGAUUUCAUGCACUCGUUCAUGAUCGUGUUCCGAGUGCUGUGCGGUGAGUGGAUCGAGUCCAUGUGGGACUGCAUGCGAGUCGGCGACGUCUCCUGCAUCCCGUUCUUCUUGGCCACUGUCGUCAUCGGCAAUCUCGUCGUUCUCAAUCUUUUCUUGGCGUUGCUUUUGAGCAAUUUCGGAAGCUCGAAUCUGUCAGCGCCCACUGCCGACAACGACACCAACAAGAUCGCCGAGGCCAUCGAUCGGAUCGCUCGCUUCAUCAAUUGGAUCAAGAUGAGCAUAAAGAAUCUGUUCAAGAGGGCCUUUAACGCGCUCAGGGCAAAGUUCACCAAUCAGAUAUCCGAUCAGGCGCCAGGUGAGGCACCGUCCAACAGUUGGAAAGAAGAUGGAAUCGAUCGUGAUUUGAAUUUGGAUCUGGCCGAAGGUGAACUGGACGCGUACAGAGACAAGAAAAGCGUGAAGGAACUCAACAAUCAGUUCGAGGUGGCCAUCGGUGACGGCAUGGAAUUUACGAUACACGGAGAUUAUCGAACAAAGAUGAGAGGUAGCUUGGGUCUAAAUCACACGAAAGUCCACGUCAAUUCUAUAAAUCAUCGAGAUUAUAGACUAGACCACGACUACUUGGGUUACAACGAAGAUGACACAAUCAGCCAAAAGUCCUACGGAAGCCACAAGAAUCGCUCGUUCAAGGACGAGAGCCACAAAGGCAGCAUCGGCACGUCGAUCGACGGCGAGGAAAAGAAAGAUGUGAGUAAAGAGGACCUGGACGAGGAUGAGCUCGACGAUGAGGGCGAGGACGACGAUGAGGACGACGAAGACGACGAGGAUGACGAGGACGACGGCGGUCCCGACAUACGAGCUCAAAUCAUCAAGACCGACGAGGAGCUCGACGACUAUCCGGCCGACUGCUGCCCGGACAACUGCUACAAGAAGUUUCCCUUCUUGGCGGGCGAUGACGAGGCGCCCUUCUGGCAGGGCUGGGCGAAUCUUAGACUUAAGACGUUUCAACUCAUCGAAAAUAAAUAUUUUGAGACUGCCGUCAUUGUGAUGAUCCUGACGAGCAGCUUAGCUCUCGCACUCGAGGACGUUCAUCUUGCACACAGACCCAUUUUACAAGAUGUGCUGUACUAUAUGGAUCGAAUUUUCACCGUCAUCUUCUUUUUUGAGAUGUUGAUCAAGUUCCUGGCACUCGGCUUCAAGAAAUACUUCACCAAUGCCUGGUGCUGGCUCGAUUUCAUCAUUGUCAUGGUGUCUCUGAUUAACUUCAUUGCGUCGCUUUGUGGCGCGGGUGGCAUCCAAGCCUUCAAAACAAUGCGGACCCUAAGGGCCUUGAGACCGCUCAGAGCUAUGUCUAGAAUGCAGGGAAUGCGGGUCGUUGUUAACGCAUUGGUCCAAGCUAUUCCAUCCAUCUUCAAUGUGCUGCUAGUGUGCCUCAUAUUUUGGCUAAUUUUUGCCAUUAUGGGCGUCCAAUUGUUCGCUGGAAAAUAUUUCAAGUGCGUCGAUGCCAACAAAACCACGCUGAGCUUCGAAAUUAUACCUGACCGCAAUGCAUGCAUUGCCGAGAAUUACACCUGGGAAAAUUCUCCGAUGAACUUCGAUCACGUUGGCAAGGCUUACUUGUGCUUAUUCCAAGUGGCCACUUUCAAAGGCUGGAUUCAAAUUAUGAACGAUGCCAUUGACUCGAGAGAAGUGAAUAAACAGCCAAUCCGUGAAACGAACAUUUACAUGUAUCUGUACUUUGUAUUUUUCAUCAUAUUUGGAUCAUUUUUUACUCUUAACCUGUUUAUCGGAGUGAUCAUCGAUAAUUUCAACGAGCAAAAGAAAAAAGCAGGUGGUUCUCUUGAAAUGUUCAUGACAGAAGACCAGAAAAAGUACUAUAAUGCCAUGAAAAAGAUGGGGAGUAAAAAGCCUUUGAAAGCCAUUCCACGCCCAAGGUGGAGACCCCAGGCGAUCGUGUUCGAAAUCGUGACGGACAAAAAGUUCGACAUGAUAAUCAUGUUGUUCAUCGGUCUGAACAUGCUGACGAUGACCCUGGACCAUUACCAGCAGAGCGCGACUUUCAGCAACGUCCUCGACUAUCUCAACAUGAUAUUCAUUGUGAUAUUCAGCAGCGAGUGCCUCAUGAAGAUCUUCGCUCUGCGCUACCAUUACUUCAAGGAGCCCUGGAAUCUAUUUGAUUUCGUUGUCGUUAUAUUGUCAAUAUUAGGUCUCGUGCUGAGCGACAUAAUCGAGAAGUACUUCGUCUCACCGACGUUGCUCAGGGUAGUGCGAGUGGCCAAAGUCGGUCGUGUGCUGCGUCUCGUCAAAGGUGCCAAGGGCAUUAGGACCCUACUGUUCGCCCUGGCUAUGUCGCUACCGGCCCUCUUCAACAUCUGCCUGUUGCUCUUCCUCGUGAUGUUCAUCUUCGCCAUAUUCGGCAUGUCCUUCUUCAUGCACGUCAAGGACAAAUCCGGUCUUGAUGACGUUUACAACUUCAAGACUUUCGGACAGUCGAUGAUAUUGCUAUUUCAAAUGUCGACGUCGGCUGGCUGGGACGGCGUCCUCGACGGCAUAAUAAACGAGGAGGACUGCCAGGAGCCGAAUAACGAGAUCGGCUACCCGGGUAAUUGCGGCUCCUCGACAAUCGGCAUAGCCUACUUACUCUCCUAUCUCGUUAUCAGUUUCCUGAUCGUCAUCAACAUGUACAUCGCCGUCAUUUUAGAGAAUUACUCGCAGGCCACUGAGGACGUCCAGGAAGGCCUCACCGACGACGACUACGACAUGUACUACGAGAUCUGGCAGCAGUUCGAUCCGGACGGCACCCAGUACAUACGCUACGACCAGCUAUCCGACUUUCUCGACGUGCUCGAGCCACCGCUGCAGAUACACAAGCCCAACAAGUACAAGAUUGUGUCGAUGGACAUUCCCAUAUGUAAGGGCGACCUUAUGUUUUGCGUGGAUAUCCUCGACGCUCUCACCAAGGACUUUUUCGCGCGCAAGGGCAACGCGAUCGAGGAGACGGGCGAGCUCGCCGAGGUCCAGACCAGGCCCGGCGAGGUCGGCUACGAGCCGGUCUCCUCGACUUUAUGGCGCCAGCGCGAAGAGUACUGCGCGCGACUCAUACAGAACGCCUGGCGCAAGCACAAGCAGCACAAGCUCGGCGACAGCGACAUGGACACGGGCGCCGAGAUCAGUCGAGACGACGACGACAGCCGACCACAGGGUGGUGGUCCAAAUGGCGGUGGUGGUGCCGGUGGUGCUGGUGUUAGUGCCAUUGCCGCCGGAGAAGCCGUCGCCGAGAAGUCGGCCGAGGUCACGGCCCAGGCCGCGGCCAUGUCGACGCCGACGACGAGCGCCGCGCCCCAGCUCGGCUCGCCCCACUCGGGCGGUGGCUCCGAAAGCGGCGGCGGCAACGGAAACAAUCAGAUACAGACGGCGGUGCUCGUCGAGAGCGACGGAUUCAGCACGAAGAACGGCCACAGAGUGGUCAUACACAGUCGCUCACCGAGCGUCGCGUCGCGCUCGGGUGCGGACGUCUGAUGAUUGGAGACGACGACGGCGAUGGACAAGGACGAAGAAGAGGACGACGAGGAUCUGCUCGUGGUCGUCGCGCUCGACGAUGUGGAUGACGACGAUGACGACGAAGUCGAGAUCUUUAGACGGCCCGAGGACAAUCAUCGAUGAUAAGUGCGCGGCCAGAAUUGAGCUCGACGUGUACCUCAUCGUGGACAGAUUCGUCGGUACGCGAGUGUCGUCGACAGUGAUUGUGCUAAUUAUGCGCGUAUUUAUCGUAAUACCACACAGCUGUGAAUAAUCGACAUCGAACGAUGGCUCGCGGGGAGUUUGUGCCUCUUUUCUUUUUUCAUAAAUAUAUUGCGGAGACACAUCGCGGGGACGAUUCAUUCGAUUGCUUUUAUAUACAUUUAGCUUAAACUUGGGACUUUUGCGGAUAUAAUGUAGCUUAUCCAAGGCUGUUAUAUGCGACGCGUACGUACGAGGAGCUUUGUGCAGAUCGCGUCUUUUUAUAUUAAAAUAAUAAUGAAUAAAUACAUAAACGAUUGAGCGAAGCACAAUUAAACUCUCACUGUAAAAUUUAUUAUUCCAUUUUCAUUGUCACACAGGGUAUAUAAUACGCGAUUCGUCGGGCACACUAUUGCGAGUCCGUCGUUUCUAAGACAUAUAUAUACCGUGCAAAUUUUUACAACGAAAAAAAAUAAUAAUAAACCUUAUAAAUAAUUAUACAUACGCACACGAUCCCCGUGGCCAUCGUAUCGUUGCAAUUAUUGAAAAAUCCAGCCGAAAUUCGCGAUAUAGGAACACAACUACAAAAAAUCGUCAUUGUUCAAAAACAUUUGUGAAAAUUUUUCGUCGUCGUCGUUUUUUAUAUAUAAUAAUAAUACGUAUAAAUAAUAUUAUAAACAUAAAUUUAUAUAUAUGUGUGUGCACACGAAAACACUGAUGGACCGUUUGCAGGAGCUGCGGCUCGAGUGCGUGCACCGAUAAAAACGAGCAAAAAAUAAAGCAGCGCUAACCGUAUAAAUGUAAUUUUAAGAAUUACCGAAUAUGAAUUUGUCGCUCUUUCACGAAUACGCAUAAUGUAAUAUAUGUAAGAAAAAUAUAGAAAAAUACAAAAGGGUCACUGUGGGAAAAAUUCUGUACAACGCAUGCAGUAUAGAGGACGACUAGAGGUGUACGGGUGUGCGUGUAGCGGGUCACGCGCUCGAGCGCAAGUCGAGACGCGCGAUUACUUCCUCCACAGAUCGCCGACUCGAGUCAACGCGAUCGAGCGCCAACUCGGAUACGGGCAUCCAUGCGCUCGACUCCGUCCUCGCAUGCGUUCACCAGCACAGUUUUUGCAAGCUCUCGUUUGUAAACUCGCCUCGAUGGGCAAACCAUUGACGCGAAUCAGAGAUUGCACGUCUGCUGUAAUUACGAACACCAGCGCGUGUAACGUCAAAAGAGAAAAAAGGGUAAGAUAAGGGUGUCGGCAAAUGUUUAUUGCGCGCAUUGUGAGAGACAGAAUCGCAGAGUUGAACUCGCCAGGAUCUCAUGCCACAUUUGCAUUUUCAGGCAUCUCUGUAUUUUGUCAUUUUAUUUUUCAUCGUAAGAUCAUAGCAAUGUUACGUGGACAAAAAAUAUAAACCAGUGAAUAUAGAGUAUAAAAGCGUUACACCGCGAACUAUUACCUACUACAGUGUACGAAUCAUUUUUCACCACGAAAAUUUCUGUAAAUAUUAUAUAACGGGAUAAAUAUAUGGUAAAGAUUGAUAAUACUUAUACCCACGAUAAUAUAGAUAUAUGAAUAAUAAAAAACAUUAUUAUUAACUGACGAUAAAAAAAACAUUCGAUUUGCAACUAAUAUACGCUAAAUAUGCUUAAAUAUGAAUCGCACACGUACAUUUGUACAAUCUUAUAAACGUAUAUUAUACAAUAUAUACUUUUUACUCGAGAGAAACUACUACGAUAUUAUUAUAAAAUAACAAAUUUUAUUAUUGAACGAUCAUCAUUGAAUUAUGAUUAUUAUUGCGCAAUUAUGAAAUUUAUGAAUGGACAAAACACAGAUGAACAAAUAAUGAAAAUAUUAUAAAUAAGGCGUGCCGUAUAAAUGGUUGAUUAUUACGUUUUUUAUUUCUAUCGAAGAGUUUACGAGAACGCGAGCGUUCACGCAUAAAUGAAUAUUACAGAUAAAUAGAUAUAUUAUAUAAAUAAAAUAUAUGAAAGAACAAAAUCUUUACAAGAGGUAUAAAAAAAAAUAUAAAUGUGUAAUACUAUACACACGUGUGCGCGAGAACGAAAUGCGAAAACAAAUAAGGCGAGCGAGAUGACGAAAAAACGCUUAUUAAAGUUACAUUUAAAAAGGAAAAAUUAAUUACAAUCGUAUUGUACACGUCUGUCUCUCAUUCUUAAUUGCGAUUAUAAAUAUUAUACAUAAAAUAGAAAAAAAUAGCUGGACAAAUAAAACGUGCGCGCAAUGCAAUUACGUAAACAUUAACAAAUUUUACUUUCUUUUUUAGCGCGGGUUCAUUAUAUUUUUGUGUGUGCAUAAAGAAUGAGUGGUGUGUACUGGAAAAAUAUUCAUAAUGCGAAUAAACAACUCUAUGAAAUAUAAAAGAGAUUUAAUGGUGCACUUUGAAGUUAUGCAGCAAGCUAUAAGUGCUUUAUUUUGUUAUUAAUUGAUGCAACUUUACAGCAAAUCAGCUUCACACUUGUACCUAUCACGUUUACCCAAAAUCGUACAAGCAAAAUAAGAAAAAAAAGAAAGAAAGGUCGACAGAUGUUUUUGUGAUAAAAAAUAAUGUGUAUGUAUGAAAGAUGUACGUGAGAAAGCGAGCACGUUAGGAAGAUCGAACGAAGAAGGUGCGAGAAAACGCAAUCUCUCGUGUAGUUGUUUUUCACAUACUGCCAUUGUGUACGUUUUACAAAUUGAACAUCGAGCACAUACUUUUUACGAAUUUGUACAUCAUACAGUUGAAAAAAUGACUCCUUUGAUUCACUUUUAUUACUCAUAUAGAAGCAUAAAAUGUGUUCAUUCCUCCGAGUAACAAUAAAAAAUAUAUUGAAUACGUCAUUGCUUCGUAAAAACACCAAAAGUAUAUACUAUAUAUUUAAUAGAAAAUAUGUACGCGCAUUAUUUCUAAAUUUUUUCGAGGCAUUAAUUAACUAUAUUAAAGAUGAUUAAACUCAUACUUAUGAUUAUUAUUCCCGUCUGACACGAGAAUAUUCAAUAUCAAUUAACGUUCGAGAGAAGGAAUAUGAUAGACUUUAAUCUCGGUCUGCUUGCCGUCCCACACUUGAAACAAAUAUAAAAAAAAUAUAUCGAGCACUGCGAAAGAUUAAAAGUUGAAAUUGAAAAAAAUAAUAAAAAUAAUAAUAACGACAAAAUUCAACGCGAAUUAUAUUGCUAUUAUGAAAAUAAAAAUAUCUUUAUAUUAAGCGAUCGAAUGUGAGAGCACCUAAAUAAACGAGCGAAUGAUUUAUAAUUACGUGUAAUCAAUAAAAUAUAGCGCCAAUCUAACGAAGGGAAUCAAUUGCACAAAUAUUUUUUUAAGGCUCAACAUACAUUUAUAAAUGAAUAAUAAUCUUUGUAUUUGACGAACUCGUAACGAUACAAUUUACAAAGGAGGUAAAAUAAUAGGCGCUUUUUCGAAAGGUGAAUUUCCUAUGCAAAAAAGAAGUGAAAAAAAAAAGAAAAAAAAGAUAACGAGAACCUGCAUUAAUCAUAUUCGACCCACAUUCGCAAAAUAUAACUGUAUGUGCAAAUUCGUAAAACGUUUGAUCGCGACUCGACCGCCUGCAUGGAACUAGAAAAAAAUUGAUAAGACUUCUCGUGAAUCGUUGAGGAAUUGUGCUACCGAUACCCAAGAAAGCGCCUUCGUAAGGUCCUAGUCCAACCUUUCCUAGGCGUACUCUCUUGCGUUUCUUUAGCAUGCGCGAAUGUUUCUCUGCGACGCACUGGAAGACACGCGAAGUAUUCGUUUGAUAAAUUGAGGAAAAAUUUGGAAAAUUUGGAAAUGUCGAAAAUCCUUUGUAAGCGUCGAAAAUACUACGAAACUUCCCCAAAUAAUUGUUCAACAAUGAAGGCGCGACGAGAUGCAUUUCCAAGUUUUUCAAAUCAAGAAGUACGUACGAUGCUCCGAAUAGCUAGUGGUUUUGCAAGUUUUUCUCGUGCUUUCUUCAUUAUGAACAAACCAAAAAUAAAUCAUUUGUGUGGAACUGUGUAACAUCGUUGUGUAAAUGAGAUUUGAAUAAUAGCGCAAAAUUUGUUCUCUUAAUAAGUAAUAACAAAAAAAAAUAAAUAAUAAUAUAUUGGCUGACCGAACAUGCGAUUUGCAGGCUUUUUAGAAAAAAAACAAAUGCAAGGAAUAAAUAAUAUUACAUUAUUGAACAAAUCUCUUGAAAGACUCUUGAAUAACAUUAUUCGUAGAUAGAUAUGCGGGCUGUAUUGCAUAAUAGUAAUGAGAUGUUUAAAGAAAAAAACCUUAAAAAUUAAUAAAGCCGCAUUCACGCUAACGAAGGCGUGCAGAGCAGGUCAACAACAGCAAAAAAAAGUACGAAUACUCUAAAACGCAGAACUAUUAAAUACGAAAAAAUUCACAAAAAAAUUAACGAUAAAAGUAAAAAAAAUAUAUAAAAAGCAACCAGAGCCUGUCGGCCAGUGUAUUGUGAACAAGCAACUGCCAUGGGUAAUAGGAAAUAGACAAAUUGCUAAUUAACAUAAGGAGUCAAAUUUCACGCGACAAAAAAUCAUUGCUAUAGCAAUCGCUAUGCGAAUUAAUAUUUAAAAACAAAGUCCAGUCAACGAGUGCGAGUCAUUGUCACAAUUGUCUUUUUACCAUUGAAAAACUUACUAAAAUAGCGUCGGAUCAAGUAAAAUAAAAAAUUAAUUGAAUAAUAAUGACAGCUGGUGAAGAAUAAAACAGUUACUGUGGUUUUUCGUUUUGUUAUUCGAUAAACAUUUGAUUUACAAUCGAAAAAGAAAAUACAUUUUCUCGCCAAUUUCACGUAAUAUCAGUUUUAGCGUUUGUGACGUGAUAAUUUGUAUACGAAUCAUCACAAAGCAACACACUUUUGCUCUGAUAGUUUUUGCAUACAAAAGAAAAAGAAGCAUACUCUGAAUUCUAAAAACCUACCACUAUCGCACAUUUUCUAUUGUAACAGCCAUCAAAGUAAAUUGGGUGAGAUGACAAUGUCUAAAAAAAAAGAAAAAAAUUGACGUAUCUAUAAGAUAACACGAAAAGAAAAUGGAAUUUGCAACGAUGAAAAAGUAUGCAAAAUCGUUAGUGAACGGUACAUGGUAUAAUCGUAUAUAAAUAUUAUAUAUGGGUAAAAUAACACGUACAAAAUUGAAUGCGACUUGAUGUAUUAUAUUGUAUAUGUUGAGUGUGAACACGAUUAUGCACAUGUUAACGUGCUCGAUAUGAAAAAUGAGACGAUUAUUCCUUUCAAAUGCUGUAUACAAGAAAUCGUCAUCGGUAUAUGUGACAACAAAAAAAUCUUCCCCUUCCCCUCUCAUGAUGAGUCUUACAUGCAUUGCUCGACGAUUUCGUCGCAAAAAUUUGAAAGUAAAAAUCGUCGCGUGAAAAAACGUUCGGUAUAUAUAUAUACAUAUAUUCAUUUUCUUUGUAUCGUCACGCGUCAGGAAUGUUAAAACAUUCAAUAAUAAUCCAAGCAAACGAAAUCUCAUGUGUUGUACGUAAAAAAUGGUUUAUUAGCACAAUGUACAUUAAUUAUGUUUUUUGAAUCUCUAUUGUUAAAUCGGAUUUUACGGGACAAAAAAAAGAAAAGCAUUACGCCAUUAUAGAUUGUGUAGAUCAAGUAAUGGACAGCGUUAGAUUGUGUCAGAUUUUAAUUGCUACGAUCGCAGAAACAGAAAAAUAAUCGAAUGUUAUAAUCGUAUAUAAAAAUGAAUAAUCUGUACGGUGGUGUUGAUGCGUGCGCAUCAUCGUGUGCAAUCUCGACGCCUAAGUAUGGAAAACUUUAAGAUGGAGCACGAUUCAAUUUUGCAGAGCGAGAAUAAGGAUCCAGCAAAAAAUACGAAAAUUCAAAAUAUAAUUCGAAUGACGUGAAAUCACACUCAAGUGAAAAAAAUAUAUAUAAAAAAUGAGAGAUUGAUUUGUUACUCAAUUAGUUGAAAAAACGAGAAAAGACGACCCUUACAUGAAUAAUUGUAACUAUAAAUAAAUAAUUAUCGUAAUAGUUAAAAAUUAACAAGUUGUUACCGCUUUGUUAUACACGAUAUUAUUAAUAUACUAAUAUGAUAAUACAUAAAAAUUUAAGCGAA